AUGUCAGCAGAGUUCGCCCCUCUAUUUAUACCCAGCACAGCUCAGCUUCCAAGUCAUGUCAACAAAGCAAACAUCAAAGAGCAACAAAGCAAGAUGUCAUCACAAGCGGGACAGACCCCUCAACCCCUAUCGCUCGAAGAGCAACAAACAAGACGGCAGCUGCAGAUGCAUGCGAUUGCGAGGGCGCAGAAGCAGGCAGCGAUGCAACAACAAACUGCACAGCAAAUGGGAGCCGGGAGUCAGACGGGAUACCAGCAGAUGGGGAAAGGCCAACCUUACAACGACAUUCCCGCCACUGAUCCAAACGACAUACAUAUUCUCACUGGAAGAGGAGUUAAUGUCCCGGACUUUGUCAAAUUUCUAUGUGCUUGCCGAGAAGGUGAUUUAUCUACUCUCGAGUCAAUUGUUAAGUCUCAAACUCACUCGCCACUCUUCCUUCACCAUGGCUUACUUGAUGCCAUAAACAACGGCAAGGUCGAAAUUGCACGCUAUCUUCUCCAGUCUGGAACACCAAUUUCGCAAAAAACUCCAGAAACUAUUCUCAGAGCUCCAGCAGAUCAACAAAUGGCCCUAUUUCAGCUCCUUACUGAACAUGGCUGGACAGUCAAUUCACCAGAGCGUCUCCUUCCAAGACUCAUUCAAACAAACAACGAACCUUUGCUUGACUGGUUUCUGGAGCAUGGCGCAGACCCGAACAUUGGCGGUCCCGAAGGAGAUCCAGACCAAGCUCUCAGAUUAGCAGCCUCACAGGGGACUGUUAAACUAGUGCAGAAGCUUCUCAAUGGCGGAGCCAAGAUGACCAGCAACGGAUUGGGAUUAUUUUAUGCUGCAGGAGCUUGUCCAGCCGGCUCUAUUCCUCAUGCAGGACUUGUUCAACCCAGUGCUGAGUUUGACAACUCCAGAAUACCCAUUAUGGCACUGCUUGUAGAGCAUGGCGCGGAUGUAAAUGGCAAGCUUGAGACACAGCACAUGACAGCGCAAUACCCUAUCGUAAAUGCCGUCAUGGCCGGUGCUGUUGAGAGAGUCAAGUGGCUGUUGAGCCGGGGCGCAGAUCCCGAUCUGAAGGGCCAGUAUGGCAGUGCCAGAGACUACGCCAAGUUUAGGUCGAGCGAUGAAAUGCAACAGGUGCUAGGAGUCAGCGUUACAUAG
This is a messenger RNA of Fusarium fujikuroi IMI 58289, 1149 nucleotides long. RefSeq lists its product as uncharacterized. The record is from RefSeq and is a predicted model, not a curated record. The coding region runs from base 1 to 1149 and encodes 382 amino acids. Gene Ontology annotation, molecular function: protein binding. The transcript has a single exon. Gene Ontology annotation, cellular component: cytoplasm; nucleus. NCBI's taxonomy places the organism in Eukaryota, Fungi, Ascomycota, Sordariomycetes, Hypocreales, Nectriaceae.